Molecule: messenger RNA, 950 nt
Organism: Magallana angulata
Lineage: Eukaryota; Metazoa; Mollusca; Bivalvia; Ostreida; Ostreidae
Exons: 7
Coding region: 59-703 (214 amino acids)
Source: RefSeq, a predicted model, not a curated record
AAAACAGUGAGGGUCUUUCUUCAUUUUACCAGAGCAUCGAUGAUUUUAACCAAAGAACAUGUCUCGCUGGCACGGAACUUUGCUUCUUGCUGUUGUGUUCACAGCUCACAGUUGUGAUUGCAACGACUCAAACAGAACUGAAGUUUUAAACAUAGGAGAUAUGUUAAUGCCAACGGUAAAGAAAAAUAUUAAUGUUUGCCAAAACGUCUAUACCGGUGGAAAAACAGUUGCGUUACCAUGGACAAUAACAAGCACCAGUGACGGUGGAUUAUACAGAUGUUUGGCUAUCAAAAAUCUGAAUGAUUCAAUCGAGCCUACGGAAUAUUAUGUAAUGGUUUUCAUACGUCAUGAAGUGUCUAGUGUAAUUGCAUCAGGUGAUAUAUGUGCGGAUAACAGCUCUUCAAAUUCAAUGUGCUUAACAAUUGAGGAAGGAGCGAGCACAACUCUUUGGUGCAACGCAACUGAUGGCUACCCAACCCCUAUAGUGAGAUGGUUUAUACGUGAAAUCGACGAAAUCGAAUAUAAAGGCAACAAAUUCAAUGUCAUAACAGACACAGAUCUUGGUAUCGAAGGACCGUUACUCAUUCAUAAAAUUUCUUAUGAAUGCACCUCUCUUCUUGUUUGUAAAGUCGGGAAUUACGUUAAUAAAAUAAAGGAAUCAGCGGUGGAAAAGUUGAUAAAGGUUUACGUUAGGCCUAAGUAAGCAGAUCAUAAAAUUAGGAACCAUUAUUACAUGUUAGAAUCACCGUAUCCAUGUGUUGCUGCUUAACCCAGACAUUAGAAAGGAACAUGUCCUUUUCCAUUUGUUCGGUCUGCAGAGAUAUCGCCAACUUUCAACGCGAAUGACCGUUCAUUAUCCACUCUUGGAAUCGGAGGACACUCAUAAAAAAACCAUAGUGUGCAGUAUGAACUUAAAAUUAUAAAAAAAAAUGUAAUAAGAAUUAUAUCAA